Camellia sinensis is the source of this 962-nucleotide messenger RNA. NCBI's taxonomy places the organism in Eukaryota, Viridiplantae, Streptophyta, Magnoliopsida, Ericales, Theaceae. The record is from RefSeq and is a predicted model, not a curated record.
AGAAAAAGAAAACAGUUUUAAACUCAAUUCUAAGCUUUGAAAAACCAUGGCAACAAUGUCAACUGCAACCAGCACUAGCAAUGUCCUCAGACCCACUCCAUUUCUGGGUCAAACCAAGGGAGCAAAUGCCAACCCUCUCAGAGAUGUUGUCUCUAUGGGCACUGGCAAAUUCACCAUGGGGAAUGAAUUAUGGUACAGGCCGGACCGGGUGAAGUACUUGGGACCCUUUUCAACUCAGACUCCGUCGUAUCUGACUGAAGAAUUUCCCGGCGAUUAUGGAUGGGACACUGCUGGUUUGUGUGCUGAUCCUGAAGCUUUUGCCAGGAACAGGGCUCUUGAGGUCAUUCACGGAAGAUGGGCCAUGUUGGGAGCCCUAGGUUGCAUCACCCCAGAAGUCCUUGAAAAAUGGGUCAAAGUGGAUUUCAAAGAGCCUGUUUGGUUCAAAGCUGGAGCCCAAAUCUUCUCCGAAGGUGGCCUAGACUACUUGGGCAAUCCAAAUCUUGUCCAUGCCCAAAGCAUCCUGGCAGUUUUGGGUUUCCAAGUGGUUCUUAUGGGCCUUGUUGAGGGCUUUCGCAUUAACGGCCUUCCUGGAGUCGGAAAGGGAAACAACCUGUUCCCCGGUGGACAGUACUUUGACCCACUGGGCCUUGCCGAUGACCCGGUCACCUUUGCCGAGCUCAAGGUGAAGGAAAUCAAGAAUGACAGGCUAGCCGUGUUCUCAAUGUUUGGUUUCUUUGUCCAAGUUAUUGUCACUAGUAAAGGCCCACUUGGGAACCUGUUGGACCACCUUGACAAUCCUGUGGCCAACAAUGCUUGGGUCUAUGCCACCAAGUUUGUACCCAGAUCAUAAAUUCAUGAUAAUCAUUGAUCUUGUGUUGUGUUAAUGUAUGAAAAUGGUUUUUUUUUUUUUCUAGGUACAUUUUAUAGUUACCACUUUGUUGGAUUAAAAUGUUCAAACGGCU